Molecule: messenger RNA, 1555 nt
Organism: Manihot esculenta (cassava)
Lineage: Eukaryota; Viridiplantae; Streptophyta; Magnoliopsida; Malpighiales; Euphorbiaceae
Product: probable WRKY transcription factor 53
Exons: 3
Coding region: 21-1052 (343 amino acids)
Biological process (GO): regulation of DNA-templated transcription
Cellular component (GO): nucleus
Molecular function (GO): DNA-binding transcription factor activity; transcription cis-regulatory region binding
Source: RefSeq, a predicted model, not a curated record
UAAGUGUAAAAAAGAAAGAUAUGGAGAAUAGCUGGAGCUGGGAGCAGAAGACACUUGUUAGUGAGCUAAUCCAAGGGAUGGAGCUGGCAAAACAGUUGAAGAUACAUAUGAACACAGCAUCGUCUGUUGAAACUAGGGACUCCUUAGUACAGAGGAUUUUAACUUCCUACGAGAAGUCUCUCUUGAUUCUCAACUACAGUGGGUCAAUGGGGCAGCAGCACCAGCACCAGCACCAUCAACUGCAGCAAAAUUUUGGAGCCACAGCUGGUACUGUCCCAGAGUCUCCUAUAUCAAUGAAUGGAAGUCCUGGAAGUGAUGAUUUUGAUGGGGGUCACAGUGACAUCUCAAAGAAGAGAAAGACGAUGCCCAGGUGGACAGAUCAAGUUAGAGUAAGUUCUGAGAAUGGGCUUGAAGGACCCCACGACGAUGGGUAUAGCUGGAGAAAGUAUGGGCAGAAAGAUAUUCUUGGAGCCAAAUAUCCCAGAAGCUAUUACAGAUGCACGUACAGGAAUACCCAGAACUGCUGGGCGACAAAGCAAGUGCAAAGGUCAGAUGAUGAUCACACCAUAUUUGAUAUCACAUACCGAGGAAUACACACUUGUUCUCAUGGCCAACAACAAAUUCCACCACCAGCAUCACCUGAAAAGCAAGAGCAGAAACAAAACAUUGAUCAACAACAGCAAUCACAAGCAGCCCUGUUUAACUUUCAAAAGGUCCUGAGAGUUAAUACUGAGGACUUGGACAAUAAAGAGAUGGCAUUUCCUUUCUCUUUUCCUCCCACGUACGGAAGCACGAAAACUUCAGGCACUUAUUCUCAAUCUUUUACAUCUCCAGCUACCCCUGAAUCAAACUACUACUCUGUUUCACCAUUCCAGAUGAACAAUUAUGCAGGGGUUCAGAAUUUGCAGCACCAUUCUGAAUCCGGUUUCACUGAGUUAAUUUCGGCCAAUACUUCUGCUGCCAAUUCUCCAAUUGUGGAGCCGGACUUCUCUCUGCAAUCACUGGAGUUGGACCCCAACUUUCCAUUUAACACACCAGGAUUUUUCUCUUAACUCCAUUAUGUAGCCUGUACCAAAAGCGAAGAGAGGAUAAAUGUAAAAUGAGAUUAGUUAUUAUGAUAUUAUGGAAUUUUGAAGUAUUGAAAUAAACAACAAUGCUAGUUAGUGACGGGAUAGCCCAAAAUGCUUGGAGAAAAUCCUUCUUGAUGGGUGUUGUAAAAUUCCAGGAGAAACAUGCUUGAGAAACAAUCUGAUCCUGGUUCUUUCAUAACUCCAGAAUGUGAGAACUAAUUUUUUGGUCGUACUCUAAACUGAACAAUCUUAUCUUGGAUCUUCACAAACGUUGCUACUGGGUUUUUGCCUUUUUAGCGUUGAAUAAGAAAAUAAUUGACAAUUUAGGUACAAUCUAAACUUAUUUAUCAAAGACGGGUUUGAUCGCCACGCAGCGGACAGACUCCACUUGCACCACUAUCAAUUUUUUCUGCUGGUGCUCUUGUGAAGAGUGCUGAUCAAUCAUUUUAUUAUUUUUUUUAAAAAAAGACAAGCGUUGUUUGUCG